AUGUUCCUCUUCUCCAAGAAACACAAGACCCCCAUCAGCACUUACACCGACUCCUACCGCCCGCCAUGCUCUGUCAAAAAGACCAUCCAUGAGCAGGCUCCACAGGAGCUCUGGAAAGAAAACAAGUUUGUUACGCAGGGAUUAACGAUGCCCCGCGUGCAAAAUCCGGUGAGCCAAGGUCAGCGUGAGCAGCUGAUUAAGGCGGCAAUGCAGGAGCACUACAGGAACACCAUCGACCCCGCUGCCUAUUGGCCUGAGAAGUACUGGCUGGCCAGGUUCGAAGAGAAGUACAACCCGGUUUUUGUCAAUGAGGACAAAUAUGUCACCUGGAGAACAGGUCCCUACAACAGCGCAGCCUGGAAUAAGCACUCCUCUUACCUUCCCCUCCUGCCCAAGGUGACAAGGAUGGAGACCUUCCUGCACAGUGUACCAGUGCCGUACCCCCCAAAACCCAUCUGCCUCAAUCAGUUUGAGCGGGAGGUGAUCACCAACAUGCUGCACAGGCUGCCCGUGUACAGUGUGACAGGGAGGGGACCCUUCCAGGGCUACUACAGCCCCUGCUCUGGGCGCCACUACUGCCUGCGAGGGAUGGACUACUACGUUGAUGGGGGUCCUGCCAUCAGAAGACAUCUCCACACACUAGGAGAGAGGGCUGAGUAUACCAUGCUGCAGUUACAGCCCCAGAGCGAUGUUCCAUACAUCUACACAUCGCCCUCAGCCAUCCUCCCCAUACAAGAGCCUUAG
Messenger RNA from Haliaeetus leucocephalus (bald eagle), 744 nucleotides. RefSeq names its product chromosome unknown open reading frame, human C9orf24 (gene SPMIP6). Gene Ontology annotation, cellular component: manchette; perinuclear region of cytoplasm. NCBI's taxonomy places the organism in Eukaryota, Metazoa, Chordata, Aves, Accipitriformes, Accipitridae. The transcript is spliced from 6 exons. The coding region runs from base 1 to 744 and encodes 247 amino acids. The record is from RefSeq and is a predicted model, not a curated record. Gene Ontology annotation, molecular function: alpha-tubulin binding.